CCGACGUGUUCCGAGUCGGCUCGAUUCAGUCGCGGCCGAUCCGCCACGCCAUCACGAGCACGCUCGUUAAACGUGCGCCUUUUCGUUUUCGUCGCGUCUCUUUUUCACUCGAGUCAACGUCUCCUUUCCUAGCCUCGAGAAAACUACCUUUCCCCCCUCACCCUUUUCGAACAACAGCACGAGUGGAGCGAGUGCAACUCACCGGAUGCGUCGAUUUCUUCGAUUCGAGGAUCGGAAGGUCGCGAUCGAAGAGAAGAGGGGCUGAUCUCACCCAUGCCGUUGGCGAGUCGCGUGGAAGGAGGGAAAGAGGAACAGGUGUCCGGCUCGAGGGAUAAGCAAGGGUAUGAUAAUAAGGGUUCGUUUUCGGGACGAGUGCGGUGAAAUGAAACGAGUGUUGGAACGCGGUGGUUCGUGAACAGUGAUACUUGGUGAACCGGAAACCACGCGACGCGUGUCAAGUGCGAGUGGAUGGAAUAGUGGAUGGAAUUCUUCUUCUUCUUCCGUCAGUGUUCUUUUUUGAAAGGAGGAACUGAUUUUAAAUCGAAAGUAAGUGAUUUAUGCGAUACAUCCGCGAAGCCUUGUUCUUGCCGGAACGCUUCUCUCUUCGAUUUUUCACCGUAACGUUCCGACGAUAAGUAUCGAUAAUUGACGCUCGUAUUUGUGUAAGAAACGUGGUGGUGAGAACGGAUGCAUUUCUAAACACCGUUUGAUGUUAUCGUUUCUCAGUCAUCGUUCUAUUUUUUACGGAGCACACCACCAUUGCACGAGUAAUUUCGUAUUUGUGAAUAUUAGAAAAGGUUAAAAGUGUUACAACGUGCUUUUAUAUUGAAAUCAUAGAGUUUCUGCACUUUCUUCCGAUAUAUUGCCCUAACAUCCUACGAAGUAUGUAAUUUGCAGCAAUUUACUUUUCUGUUCUUUUUUGUGACGUUGUUAAAUAUAUUUGUAUUAUUUUAAAAAGCCUGCUCGUAAUAUAUAUUUUUAAAAAUUUCGUUAAGUGAAGUUUCUCUUUGUGAAAGCAACACUGAAGUGCGCGUUAUAAUUAUACGAAUUGGAAGAUAAAUUGAAAAAGUUAAUUGGUUCUCCUUGGAUAAACAAUUGUUGGAGUGGUCUCGUGGAUGAUUAAGAACGUUCUACGCUAUUAAUCUGGCGGUGACGAAAAGAUCGGAUAUAAAAGAAGGGAGGAGAAAAUAUCGGAGGAGGCUACGAUAAUCGCGAUCCGUGGAUUCGGGUGCGAAGAGAGGAACAGAGGUGGGAAUCGUUGGACGGAAGGCAACGCCCUUUUCCCGUCGGGAGGAUGAAGGCCAGGCUGGUACGUCGGCUCGUAGCCACGUCCGUGACCUAAGGCCGGCCGCGGCCGUCAGAGGAGAAGAAGAGGAAGAGGGGAAGGGGAAAGGACGCGGUGGGGCGACGAGCAUGACGACGAUCGUGACGAGCAGCGAAUCGAGCGAGGUGGUGUCCUCGGUGGACGUGACGACCCUGCUGAACGGCAUCUCGACCGAGGACGGCCAACUGGGGAACGCGAGCUACUCGAACGAGGAAAAGUUGUCGGUGCCUGUGACGAUCGUGAAAGGUUGCCUGUUGGGCUCCAUCAUAGUGACCGCGGUGUUCGGUAAUCUGUUGGUGAUGGUGUCGGUGAUGCGGCACAGGAAGCUGCGGAUCAUCACCAAUUAUUUCGUGGUCUCUUUAGCGUUGGCCGACAUGUUGGUUGCGAUGUUCGCGAUGACGUUCAACGCGAGCGUGCAAUUGACCGGGAAAUGGCUGUUCGGUUAUUUCAUGUGCGACGUGUGGAACUCCCUGGACGUGUACUUCAGCACCAGCUCCAUCCUCCAUCUGAUGUGCAUCUCGGUGGAUCGUUACUGGGCGAUCGUGAAACCGCUCAAAUAUCCCAUUAUCAUGACCAGGAGGCUGGCCGCCUAUAUGCUGCUCGCCUGUUGGAUAUUGCCCGCGUUCAUCUCGUUCAUGCCCAUUUUCAUGGGAUGGUACACCACGCCUGAGAACAGUAUGCACAGGCAGAACCAUCCCGAGUUAUGCGAGUUUAAGGUGAACAAGAUUUACGUGAUAUUCUCGUCGAGCAUCUCGUUCUGGAUACCGUGCACCAUCAUGACGCUCACGUAUUUCGCCGUGUUUAAAGAGGCGAACAGGCAGGAGAAGCAAAUGCACAGCAGGAUGGGGAACGUGAUGCUGUUGAGCCACAGGCCGAGCAAGGAUUUGAAUAAUUUGAACGGGGAGCUGAACAGCGCGGGCUCCUCCAAGACGUUGACGUUGAACGAGAUCAGUACCAAUCACCUGCACACGCCUACCAAGGAUAAGAAUAUCAUGAAGAUGAAGAGAGAGCACAAGGCUGCCAGGACGUUGGGCAUCAUCAUGGGCACCUUCAUACUCUGCUGGUUGCCCUUCUUCUUGUGGUACGUUAUCACAACGUUGUGCGGAGAAUCCUGUCCGUGUCCCAACGUCGUGAUCGCCCUGCUUUUCUGGAUCGGGUACACGAAUUCGGCGCUGAACCCGUUGAUCUACGCGUACUUCAACCGCGACUUCCGAGAAGCUUUCAAGAAUACUCUGCAGUGCGCGUUCUGCUCGCUCUGCAGACGAGAGCCGUCCGAUCUCGAGGCGCUCGAUUUCCGUCGGCCGUCCCUAAGGUACGACGAUCGCACUAAGAGCAUAUAUUCGGAGACGUACAUCAAACACAUCGACCGACGAAGAUCGAGCGAGUACGGUAGCAGCCUCUGAAAGAAGAGCAAUUUUCUACCAUCGACUUCACUCGCGAUGCAAACAAAAAGAGAAAAAGACACGCAUAAACACCUACACACCCACCUACAAAUUAUACAUCCGUAUCGUUGCCUACACACACAUGUACACAUAUAUAUACAAAACAAGUAAAACGACGCGUCGAUCGUCGAUUGAUAUAUACGUAACGUGUUAGCCUCGAGAGAUUCUGCGCCAUUUUGCCAAAAACUCGCGGAACACGAAUCUUGCCAAGUAAAUGCUCGCGUUUCUAUCCAUCUGCGUCGCGUGUUUACGGUUUCCGGCAAAACAUUCGGAUCAAGUGCGUGAUCCUUGCGUCAAAGCGACUCCAAGAAUCGUAGAUCAGUAAUGGGAGUAAUGGGAAGAAAGAUUUCCAGUGUUAAACCCGAUUCACGAGAUAUUCAAAGAUAGAUUUUUUAGUGAAAACGUCGUCUGAGAUAAUCAAGGACCACACGAGAUAAUGUAUAAUCGCGCUAUAUUCGCGUUCGAUCAAUCGCGAAAGCAAUCAAGCUUAAUGAUUAAAUUCAAUAACCGAAUAUUGCGUUUAUUCAUGGUUUCAUUGUUUUCCAAUUUUCCUACAAGAUUAUCGAACGUGUCAAGUUCAAAACGGUGUUCAUUCAGUGAUACAUUCAGGAAUACGCAAGAAGGAAACAAUAAGUUUGUUUCCUGAGGAGAGACGGUUACGAUAACGCGGAUAUCAUUUCAAACACGAUGUUACGUAGCAAACAGCCAAGACAGGAAACAAAUGUUUAUUCCAUCAGAAUGGAAAGGAACCGGAAGCACGCGUGGACAGGGAUACGCGAGAAUCGUACAUCAUCGCGAAACGAUCACAGAGAUGUACACCGAGGACAGGUAGAGAUGCGCGUGAAACGCAUAGGUCACGUUGCAUUGCCAAAGAUAUAUAUAUAUAUUCUUAAACGAAAAUCUCACGAGAAGAGAGGCACGCAAUUGAGGGAUCGAUCGAUGGAGAAAUCGCGUCUUUUGUUUUUCGAGGAAUUUGAAAGAAGGACGAGGACGUUUUCGAGGAAAGAAACGAUCAGCUCGUCAAAGAUCCACUUUCGUCCGAUUCUCUUUCGAUUUUCGAAUAAUCUGCAUCCUAUUGGGUGGCCAAGUGCGCUCGAAAUCGUUUAUCGAUGGUAAACUGGAAGAAGUGGAAGAUAUUACGGAUGAAAUUGAACGAUCGGAGAUGUAAUUAGUUUAUCGAUUGCACAGUUUAGAGUGGAGUCCAUUUUUGAUAAUCGAUUUUAUCCCAUAUUAGACGGUGUACAAUAAGAACGAAGGUUCGAUAAGAAUUAAAUAAGAAUUCCAUAUAAUUUUUGAUUCGUGUUCGAAGGAAAAGUUUGCGUGGAGAGUAUAAUCAUUGUUAUUGUUAAUUUAAUUAGUAGGUAUUGCUCAUCAACGAUAAUGUUAUUACGCGACACGUUGCACGAUAUGUCUGUUGCGAAUUUUCUUCUUCUUUUUUUUUUCUUUUUAAGAAGAAAAUCACGACACCGUGAUGUACAAUUCCAAAGAUCGUUGUUAUUGUUUGCGUUGUUAUUUAAUUAAUGUUAUUUGUUUUUAAACGGAUAUUUAUUAAAUCGUUGCUUUCAGAAGUUACGUGAAAAAAAAUAUUGAAUCUUUUAUUCUCUCGUACGUUUAUUGUACAUUUGUUGUUCUCGUGCGAUUUCGAAAUAGCAAAUAUAUUUGUUCUUUAUUUAUUUUACAAUUAAGAGAUGUCUUCCUUGGAAGAAAACGCGAUAGUUUAAAAUACGAUACACAAAAAUAAUUAUAUAUUCGUAGCUUCUUGAAUUUGUUUCUAGAUUAUUUAUUAAACUUAUUUAAUUACUUUUGGAUUAAAGUUACGUCGAAUGGCUGCAAAGGCAUCUAAUUAAAAAAUUUGUAAUAUUAUAUUCUGACUGUAAAAAUGCCAUUUUUAUUUUAAUCUUUUAAUCGGAUAACGAAUGUCUUCAUCAUCUUUGUAAAUUUUAUUUAAUCGUUAAGAGUCGUAUAGUCGAUUUUAAUAUCAUUUGUUUACCAGGAAUAUUUAUCCCGUCUGAGAUGUUACUUUAGCUUCUAAUCCAAUUAUUUUACAAGAUUCGCAGGAUAAUUCCAUUGCAUCUCAAAACGUUCAAAACGAAAGAAACACAAAAAUUGAGACACGUCGAAAAAAUUAGUAACGAUCAAAUAUACGAUCUUUAAUAGAACGAGAUAGAAACUUCAUCUAAAAUAAAUUCACGAAAAUAACUAUACCUUUACAACCCUUAUAUUUUGAUAUUACGAUAUUUAAGUCUCUGUGAUCAACAUUUUCCGUUAAUUUAAAGAGAAAAGUAAAGAGAGAUAUUACGAAUAUCUAUAAAAAAAGACGAAAUGAUUUAUAUACUAAAAUAUGCUGCCGGUAGAACGAAUAGCAAUUCGAUUAAAGAGCCACUCCCUGUUGUGGACUGAAUGAACUUCGCACUGAAAAUUAGCGAAGGCACCGUGAAAAUCCCACGCGAGCUUCAAUUCGAAUUAAUUAACGCGUAGCCACGCCAUUCGGAUUCUCCAAAGAAGAAAAGUUUGAAUAAAGUGUCUCGAGUAAUUAAAUCGAUAGAAAAGGGAUCGAUUAAAAGGGCUCGCUACAAAUGACAUCGAAUCAUCCGUUAAAAUAGAUCGGAUAGAAAAAGAUUCUUAAAUUGAAGCGAAAAAAAAACAGAGUUAAUUCAAUGCAAUAACGUCGCUUUAUUAGAGUCUUAAUUAGACAAGGCUUUAUUAUUAUUUUAAACUCGACGUACGCGUCCUUUAGUUGUUAAUUAAUAUUAAUUCAUCCUGGAAUAUUUCGUUUAAUUUAAGUUAUGUUAAAAAAAAUAAUCAUGUCGAUUGAUCAGCAAUAUUACAAUUAAAGUCUGAUAUUAUAUAUGUAUGUAAAACAUUAUGCGAUUUCUUUUUUUUUGUUUAUUAAUUAUAUCAUUUCGUUUUUUUUUAAUUUUCAUGUCAUCGUUUUUCUGUGAUAGAAUUCGCGUGUUAACAUUCACUGUAAAUAGUUUGUAAAUACGUGCAUUAUUUCAAUAGCAUGAUAAUCGAUAGUCGAAGAUACGAUGUUUCUUUUAUAUAAAUGACUACAUUUUAGUUUGUAAAAAAAAAAAAGAAAAAAGGAAAAAAAGGAAAAAAAGAAAAAAAGGAAAAAAAUAAUAGCCCGCGUGUCAAUAUUUAUAAUGAAUCAGCGAUAGCUAAUGCGUCGAUAGAAAAUUAUAUAACGUUAAUUCGAAGAUUGCGUUUUCGUUUAUUUUUUAUUGAAAGUGAUAACAUUUCAAAUUAUGAUUUUUUAAAUUAUAAGGUCACGAGAUAUUUUAAUUUUUGUUAAUGUAUAAACUUGUAAUAAAUUAUCGCUCGAAUAUUAAUUUGUUUUAUAAUCUUUAUAUUUAUGUAUUUAUUCAUUAUUAUUAUUAUUAAAGGAUUAAAGAAUAUCAUGGAUUAAAAAAUAUUGAAGAAUUUUCGUUGUGAAAUUUUUAUUUUAUUUUAUUUUAUCGAGUAUCUCUCAUUUGACCUUAUUGCAUUUCUUUUUGUAAUAAACGUCGAUGAACGACGUUUGUUUUCGAAAUAUCUGCAGGAUAUAGCGAUAUCAUGAAAGAAAUAUUGCACAUACAUGCAUAUCUCAUAUGUGAAAUUUUUUAGAGAAAGAGAGAGAGAGAAAAAAGAAGAAAUAUUUUGGAAACUAUAAUUAUGGAUUUUACUGUUUCAUAUUCAUUUUUUGUAUUAACCUGUUAGAAAUAAAACUUGAUUAUAUUUUAAAUGUCA
Molecule: messenger RNA, 6495 nt
Organism: Apis cerana (Asiatic honeybee)
Lineage: Eukaryota; Metazoa; Arthropoda; Insecta; Hymenoptera; Apidae
Product: octopamine receptor beta-2R
Biological process (GO): adenylate cyclase-activating adrenergic receptor signaling pathway; positive regulation of MAPK cascade
Cellular component (GO): plasma membrane
Molecular function (GO): octopamine receptor activity
Source: RefSeq, a predicted model, not a curated record